This is a messenger RNA of Eurypyga helias (sunbittern), 3664 nucleotides long. It is a transcript of the gene CDH13, whose product is annotated as cadherin 13. Lineage: Eukaryota; Metazoa; Chordata; Aves; Eurypygiformes; Eurypygidae. Gene Ontology annotation, molecular function: cadherin binding; calcium ion binding. The record is from RefSeq and is a predicted model, not a curated record. The transcript has 12 exons. Gene Ontology annotation, biological process: cell morphogenesis; sprouting angiogenesis; cell-cell junction assembly. The annotation marks the transcript as partial. Gene Ontology annotation, cellular component: plasma membrane; catenin complex; adherens junction.
GGAAAAUUCUUUUGGGAGAGGAAUUGAAAGAUAAAAAUAGGGACUCAAGCGGCCUGCAGACUAAAAGAUUAGAAGAAGUGGGAGAGCCUUUGGGAGAGAUGGGAACUCUGCUGCAGGGUGAGCCUCAGAAAGUUAGAAAAAUCGACAAAAUUGAGAUCUUUAAGAUAGAAGGCAACCUUGGAAUUCCAAGACAAAAAAGGGCUAUUUUGGCAACUCCGAUACUAAUUCCUGAAAAUCAAAGACCACCAUUCCCCAGAUCUGUUGGCAAGGUCAUCAGCAGUGAAGGGACAGAGGGAGCAAAGUUCCGACUCUCUGGCAAGGGAGUAGAUCAAGACCCAAAAGGAAUUUUCAGGAUCAAUGAGAUCAGUGGGGAUGUCUCCGUGACCCGAGCCCUUGAUAGAGAAGCAAUUGCCAAUUACAAGCUUGAAGUUGAGGUCACAGAUAUAAGUGGGAAAACCAUUGAUGGUCCAGUCCGCCUAGAUAUUUCUGUUAUUGAUCAAAAUGACAACAGGCCAAUGUUCAAAGAAGGACCCUACGUUGGUCAUGUCAUGGAGGGAUCCCCUACAGGAACGACUGUGAUGCGUAUGACAGCAUUUGAUGCUGAUGACGCUAGCACAGACAAUGCUCUUCUGCGGUAUAACAUCCUCAAACAAACACCUACCAAACCCUCUCCAAAUAUGUUUUAUAUUGACCCAGAGAAGGGAGAUAUUGUUACAGUGGUGUCACCUGUACUGCUGGAUCGUGAGACUAUGGAAACCCCAAAAUACGAGCUAGUUAUAGAAGCUAAGGAUAUGGGUGGUCUUGAUGUGGGACUCACUGGUACAGCAACUGCCACUAUUCUUAUCGAUGACAAGAAUGAUCAUCCACCAGAAUUUACCAAGAAGGAGUUUCAAGCCACAGUGAAGGAGGGUGUCACAGGUGUGAUAGUAAACUUAACUGUUGGUGACCGAGAUGAUCCAGCAACCGGAGCGUGGAGAGCUGUCUACACCAUUAUUAAUGGAAAUCCAGGGCAGAGUUUUGAAAUUCAUACCAAUCCCCAGACUAAUGAGGGAAUGCUCUCCGUUGUCAAACCUUUAGACUACGAGAUUUCAGCAUUUCACACGCUGCUGAUCAAAGUAGAAAAUGAAGACCCGCUGAUUCCAGACAUAGCCUAUGGCCCCAGUUCGACGGCAACAGUUCAGAUCACUGUGGAGGAUGUGAACGAAGGCCCAGUUUUCCACCCAAACCCCAUGACAGUGACCAAACAAGAAAACAUCCCCAUCGGCAGCGUUGUGUUAACCGUAAAUGCCACUGAUCCUGAUACUUUGCAACACCAGACUAUCAGGUUUUCGGUUUACAAGGAUCCAGCAGGCUGGCUAGAAAUUAACCCUACCAAUGGUACCAUUGGCACCACUGCUGUCCUGGAUCGGGAAUCUCCUUACGUUCAGAAUAACGUAUACACCGCGCUCUUCCUGGCAAUCGACAGUGGUAACCCUCCCGCUACAGGUACAGGAACUUUACACAUCACCUUGGAGGACGUCAAUGACAACAUCCCGUCCCUUUACCCAACGCUGGCAAAAGUCUGUGACGAUGCAAAGGAUCUCAGGGUAGUGGUACUAGGAGCAUCAGACAAAGACCUUCAUCCCAACACAGACCCAUUCAAAUUUGAACUGAGUAAGCAAUCUGGCCCAGAAAAGUUGUGGAGAAUCACCAAGCUGAACAAUACUCAUGCCCAGGUCAUCCUGCUUCAAAACCUGAAAAAGGCCAAUUACAACAUCCCAAUCUCAGUGACAGAUUCUGGAAAACCGCCUCUGACUAACAACACAGAACUGAAAUUACAAGUGUGUUCCUGCAAGAAAUCCAAAAUGGACUGCAGUGCAACUGAUGCCCUUCACAUCAGCAUGACCCUUAUCCUUCUCUCACUCUUCAGUUUAUUUUGUCUGUAAGAACUCCUGACAUUUGAAGCUGUCCUACCAAGUUGCCAUGGCAACGAGAAAAAGAAAACGUCAGCUCUGAAAAUUGCAGUUUACAGUUACUGUUCUUCACUACUCGGCCUCAGUUGCUCCAGAUUCAGUUUAAUUUGCAACCUCACUUACUCUGUCCGACUGUACAUUGGUGUUUGACAGCCUCUGCCCUGACUGCCGUCUACCAGCCGGUUCCUCUCGCAAGACGCAAGGUUGAUGCGCGUUUUCCCUGAAUGUUAAAAAGACCACGACGUCGAAGCUGGACCCUGGGGGAGCAGAACACAGAUUGACUCCAUUUUUUUCUAUCUGUUGACUUGUUGCUAUUCAACUGUUCAGAAAAUAUUUUGUCUGUGGGUUAGUAUUUGUAUAUGUAUGAGUGUAUGUAUAUAUAUAUAUUUAUAUAGAGAGAAGAGUUAUACGACAGGUUUAGCUUUUGUAAGAUGUUCACCUGGAGUGCGCAAGGGACGAAGCAGACUAACACAGCCACAGGUGAAUUGUAGCUACUCUACCGUGGCUAAACCUGCUGAGUUUGCUGUUUACAGCGUGGCUGGAAGGAGAGAGCCUGUUGCCAUCAUACCGCAGCCACCCGGCUGGCACAAGCAGGCCCAGGGCUCUGCGGUGCCGCUUCUUGUACCUCAGGUUCAGCAAACAGGGAGUGCAAGUCACCCCGGCUUCUUUCUGGUCUGAACUGCUUUCCUUAGGUCCCAAAUGGAAUUUACGAUCCAGCAGGAGCCUCGCUCCCCGCUGCGGUGGGAGCAGCGCUGGGAGGUUCUGCAAAGCUGAUCUGUGAGAACGUGGGAAGCAGCCGGCACUGCACGGGUCAGGGUUUACAGCUACGGGAGUGCUGGGCCUGAUUUUAAAGAGGCUGAAGUCAGCUUCCUCUGUGUUCCUGCAGAUAGUUACGUGCCGGGGCAGUUUACAAAACACAAGCCCGUGGUUGGUGCUGCAGAGGCAUUAAGUAGGUAGAUGUCAGCGUAGGAGAAGCUGAUUAGAACAGCAGAGGCACAGGGUUCCUCUGCAGCACUGGUCUCUCCCUGCAGCUGCCACUGCACACGUGAGUGCAAGGAGGAACACAGAUGCCCUGUUACACAAAUAUAUCACCCCCUGUAUAGUUUGAAUAUAUAUACAUACAUACACACGUACACACGGUUUCCAGUUAAGAGUAACAAGAGCAUUUCUUUGUGUGUGUAAACCCACCACACCUGUUUGCAGACAUGGGAAAAAAGGGUGUUCAUUAUCUAGGAAUAUGAAUCCUUUUUUAUUCUGUGAGCAUGUAAGGUUAUAAAAAACCCUUCUAACUGUAUCAAGAUGAUCAUCUUGUUAAUAAAUUGUAAAUGAUCCAUCAAAGCUCACACCAAAUUUUUAUAAAAAUAACACGAAAAGUAUACUAGUGACAGACUGUGGCUUUUGUUAGAGCUUGCCAGUAACUAGGGUAAGGUAAGUGUCUUAGGAUAUUUUAAUAAACUUGCUUAUUUAAGGUUUAAACAAGAAAGCUUCCUUAUGCAAUAGAACUUUGCAGCUGCAUUCUUCGGUUAGCCUUUUUACAGGACUUACGAGUCAUACUGUAUGUUGUCUUUACUCCAGUGAGAUUAUGAGCAUAUCUUCCACACCACGUAUAUGUUUCAAUAGUAAAGCUUUUUGGAAGCAUUAAAAAGUCCAAACAUACAUUUAGUUUUCCAUAAUGCUACACUAGAUAUUAAAUGUGUGUUGGUGGUUAAAAA